Vigna radiata var. radiata (mung bean) is the source of this 524-nucleotide messenger RNA. RefSeq lists its product as uncharacterized. The transcript is spliced from 3 exons. Bases 27 to 485 code for a protein of 152 amino acids. NCBI's taxonomy places the organism in Eukaryota, Viridiplantae, Streptophyta, Magnoliopsida, Fabales, Fabaceae. The record is from RefSeq and is a predicted model, not a curated record.
CUCGCUGUAACCGACACUUCUCUCUAAUGGCUUCGUUGACGAGGCCAAGCGCGGCUUCUCUCGCCCGGAGAUGUACAAGGAGAACCUCGCCGACACCGUCGACGCCUACGACCGCCACGUGUUCCUAUGCUACAAGAACCACAGCGUGUGGCCGCCUCGCAUCGAGGCCUUCGAGGCCGAUCCCCUUCCAAAACGCGUCGCCAGUGUCUGGAAAAGCUUGCAAAAACGACGUCGCCGUCAAGAUUCUGCAGAGUAGCAAUAGCAUCAAGCUGAGACUGAGUGCUAUAAUCGCUGUUGAUUACAAACCCAACCCAGAAGAAGCAAUUGCUACCUUAUUUGCUUUGCAAGAAGAGAGAGUAAGCAUGGCUGCCAAAGUCAAGUCUGCUGCUCUCUGCCUAUCACAAUGGAGGAGACUCAGCAGAACUGCCAAACUUCCAUACUUUAACUUUCCUUCAAUGGAAGCAAACGCAAAACAAAGAAGAUGAAUCCUCAUCCGGUAGACAGAGAAGUUAUUAAGAUACAUG